Messenger RNA from Phialemonium atrogriseum, 1608 nucleotides. Its product is annotated as cytochrome P450. The transcript has 2 exons. Bases 1 to 1608 code for a protein of 535 amino acids. NCBI's taxonomy places the organism in Eukaryota, Fungi, Ascomycota, Sordariomycetes, Cephalothecales, Cephalothecaceae. The record is from RefSeq and is a predicted model, not a curated record. Gene Ontology annotation, molecular function: iron ion binding; monooxygenase activity; heme binding.
AUGGCAAUUGUAUCCUUGACGCUAUCGGGCAUCAUUGCUCUAGUCGGCUAUCUCAUAUACCAACAGUCGAACCAAAGGGGUCAGCGUAAAUUGCCUCCCGGCCCUAGACCUCUUCCAAUACUAGGAAACAUCAAGGACUUCCCCCCCGAUGGUACGCCCGAAUACCGACAUUGGAUAAAGCACAAGGACCUUUAUGGUGGCGUUAGCUCCGUGACGGUUAUGGGAAUGACGCUCGUGCUAGUCCAUGACAAGAGGGCGGCGCAUGAAUUGCUAGAGCAGGCUGCGAGCAAGACUUCGGGACGGCCCACAAUGGUCAUGGCGAACAAGCUGUGCGGCUAUGAAUCCAUCGUCCUUUGCCAGGGUUACAAUUCCACCUUUCGCCGCUAUCGCAAGUACCUCCAUCAAGAGCUUGGCACCAAGGUCUCUGCAGCGCAAUUCCGCGAUGUCCAGGAGUUUGAAGUGAAACGCCAGCUUGUGCGGACGCUGAACGAGCCUGAAAAAUGGCUGGACCACUGCAAGAAGACCACCGCCGCUACCGUCUUGAAAAUGGCCUACGGCUACACCAUCGAGCCCCAUAAACCUGACAUCUUGGUUGACUUGAUCGAGAAGAUGAUGACCGAGUUCUCACUCGCUGCUGUUCCCAUGGCUUGGGCCGUCGACGUUAUCCCCGCCCUCCAAUAUCUCCCUGAAAACUUCCCCGGUGCGACAUUCAAGAAGACGGCUCGGAAGUGGCGCAAGUCCAUUCAGGGGUCAGCAUAUAUUCCAUACCGGUUUGUCCAGCGCCAGAUGGCUGCCCUCACCCACCGGCAGUCGUACGUAUCGGAGCUCGUCCGACAACUCAAAGAAGAGGAGAACGCCGAGCUAAGCAGCGAAGAUGAGGACGCUGUUGUUUGGACAGCGGCAAGCCUUUACGGUGCUGCCGCGGACACUACAGCGAUCACUCUCACCACCUUCACCUUAGCCAUGGUCAAGUUCGAACAUGUGCAGCGUAAGGCUCAAGAGGAGAUUGAUCGAGUUGUUGGCACAGACCGUCUGCCCACCUUUGAGGACCGCGAGAAGCUGCCAUACGUCAAUGCCUUGGUCAAGGAAGCCACGAGAUGGUGGCCCAUCGCACCAAUGGGCUUCCCUCACACGGCUACCGAGGACAUUGUAUUCAACGGCCUACGCAUUCCCAAGGGCGCAUACCUCCUACCUGCCGUCUGGUGGUUUCUGCACGAUCCUGAGGUAUAUGCCAAUCCAGAGUCGUUCGAUCCCGAUCGCUUCCUUCCGCCGCGCAACGAGCCCGAUCCCACGACGGAGGCUUUCGGCUACGGGCGCAGAAAAUGCCCUGGACGGUUCUUUGCGGACUCGAGCCUCUACCUCAACAUCGUACAAUCGCUGGCCGCUUUCGAUAUCAGCAAGGCCGUGGGCAAGGAUGGAAAGGAAAUCGAGGUGGAUGUCAAGCCGAAACCAGGCCUCCUGACCUACCCGACUGAGUUCGAGUUCCAAAUCAAACCGCGAAGUGGGAAGCACACGGAGUUGAUCAGAGAGCUUGAGCGGCAGCAUCCCUGGGAGGCAAGCGACGCUGAGCAUCUUGAAAGCAUAGAAGAUUUCGAGGUCAUGUACUAG